Messenger RNA from Pipra filicauda (Wire-tailed manakin), 1476 nucleotides. RefSeq names its product SET and MYND domain containing 1 (gene SMYD1). Gene Ontology annotation, cellular component: nucleus. The record is from RefSeq and is a predicted model, not a curated record. Bases 1 to 1476 code for a protein of 491 amino acids. Gene Ontology annotation, molecular function: protein binding; histone H3K4 methyltransferase activity. The transcript has 10 exons. Lineage: Eukaryota; Metazoa; Chordata; Aves; Passeriformes; Pipridae.
AUGACCAAAGGAGGAAUGGAGUCAGUUGAAGUGUUCACAACUGAAGGCAAAGGCAGGGGCUUGAAAGCCCAGAAGGAAUUCUUGCCUGGGGAUGUCAUCUUUGCGGAGCCAGCCUAUGCAGCCGUGGUUUUUGACAGCCUGACACAUGUCAUCUGUCACACCUGCUUCAAGCGGCAGGAGAGGCUGCACCGCUGUGGCCAGUGCAAGUUUGCCUAUUACUGCGACCGGACCUGCCAGAGGGCGGCUUGGCUCAACCACAAAAACGAGUGCUCUGCCAUCAAGAGACAUGGCAAGGCACCCUCUGAAAACAUCAGGCUGGCUGCCCGGAUCCUGUGGAAGAUCGAGAGGGAAGGCAGUGGGCUGUCUGAGGGCUGCCUGGUCUCCAUUGAUGAGCUGCAGAACCACGUGGACAGUUUUGGGGAGGAGGAGAAGAAGGAUCUCCGCACUGACGUGGAGAGCUUCCUCGAGUUCUGGCCGCCCCACUGCCAGCAGUUCGGCAUGCAGUUCAUCUCCCACAUAUUUGGAGUGAUCAACUGCAAUGGCUUUACCCUCAGUGACCAAAGAGGACUGCAGGCUGUUGGUGUGGGAAUCUUCCCCAACCUCUGCCAGGCCAACCAUGACUGCUGGCCCAACUGUACGGUCGUCUUCAACAAUGGCAAUCAUGAGGCUGUAAGAUCAAUGUUCCACACACAGAUGAGGAUUGAGCUGCGGGCUCUGAGCAAGAUUUCUCCAGGGGAUGAGCUGACAGUUUCCUACGUGGAUUUCCUCAACCUGAGCGAGGAGCGGCGGAAGCAGCUGAAGAAGCAGUACUACUUCGACUGCGCCUGCGAGCACUGCAAGAAACAGCUCAAGGACGACCUGAUGCUGGCGGUGAAGGGGGGGGAAAGCAAGCCCUCUGCAGACACGGUGAAGGAGGUCAUCCAGUUCUCCAAGGACACGCUGGAGAAGAUCAACAAGGCCCGCAUGGAGGGACUUUACCACGAAGUUGUGAAGCUGUGCCGUGACUGCCUGAAGAAACAGGAGCCUGUGCUGGGGGACACGAACAUCUACCUCCUGAGGAUCCUCAGCAUUGCCUCCGAGGUGCUCUCCUACCUCCAGAUGUUUGAGGAAGCAGCUGACUAUGCCAAGAGGAUGGUGGAUGGCUACCUGAAAAUAUAUCAUCCCAACAACGCGCAGCUGGGGAUGGCCGUGAUGCGGGCAGGAGUCACUCACUGGCAUGCUGGUCUCAUUGAAGCUGGGCAUGGCUUGAUCUGUAAAGCCUACGCCAUUCUCCUGAUAACCCAUGGACCAUCCCACCCAAUUACCAAAGAUCUGGAGGCCAUGCGUGUCCAGACGGAGAUGGAGCUGCGCCUGUUCCAGCAGAACGAGUUCAUGUAUUACAAGAUGAGGGAAGCUGCCCUCAAAAACCAGAAGAUCCAAGUCAUGCCUGAACCCAGCAAUGAGAACGCACCAAGCCUCUUCCACAAAAAGGAAUAA